Molecule: messenger RNA, 909 nt
Organism: Belonocnema kinseyi
Lineage: Eukaryota; Metazoa; Arthropoda; Insecta; Hymenoptera; Cynipidae
Exons: 3
Coding region: 32-826 (264 amino acids)
Source: RefSeq, a predicted model, not a curated record
CGCAGCCAUAUUCAACUUUCUCGUUUCAAGGAUGAUCGUCUGUAAUCGUAAUAAUUUUUUGCGAAUUACGAUUGUUUUAAUUAUCGUAACCUUCAGUGAAGAACUUUCUGUACGAAGAAUUCCGAGAGUAAAAAGGGAAAUUGAUCAAACAAAAAUAAAUGGAGACGAUGAACCGGCUCCCAGGGAACACGAGUACUUCCACAAAAACGAUAUUGGCCAUCUUAAUGAUUAUUAUCAAGAACGUAUGAAAUUAAGGGAACAAUACAAUGCAAUACAAAAAUCUAUCCAAGAAAAAACAUUUCAAAAUACCACAAAUCACAAGGAUGAUCCAAAAAAAAGCUCUGUUGAUAAUAAUGGUCCUAUGCAAAAACGCAUUUCCCCAAAUCUCAAUUCUUACGACACUUUUCAUUCUCUCAAACCCGGACUAGAGGAUAUCAAUAUAGCUUCACCAGGUCUAGGGCCCAAUGGAAAUGCAACAAAGACAAAUUUCAAUUCUACAGUUGAGAUUGACAAUUCUGAGCUUGGAUCACAAAACAAAACCUACGUAAAGUUAGGAAAUUGUGAGGGUGUUGUAAUUUAUCAACAAAAUAUUGAUAUCAUAGGUGCUAAUUAUGAUGCAAUAAAUGGAUAUUCGGUGGAUGUAAAUUUCGAAGGAAUAUGCAUUACUUGCAUUGAAAUAAUUUCAAAGAAUGAAGAAGAAGUCAAAGUAAAAAUAACUUCUGGAGGUCCUGGAAAAGGAGAGACAUCUUUAAAGUUUGAAGGGAUUGAUAAAAACAUGAAUCUUUCGUAUCAGCUAAAAGUUUGGGGAGUAGGAAGAGAUUGUUAAAAAAAAGUUUGAUAUCUUAUUAGAAUUAUUUUAUUAUUUUAACAUAAAUGUAAUUUUAAGAGAAUUUUGUAAUUCUGUAUAAG